Cryptococcus wingfieldii CBS 7118 is the source of this 909-nucleotide messenger RNA. RefSeq names its product pyruvate dehydrogenase X component. Gene Ontology annotation, biological process: pyruvate decarboxylation to acetyl-CoA. NCBI's taxonomy places the organism in Eukaryota, Fungi, Basidiomycota, Tremellomycetes, Tremellales, Cryptococcaceae. The record is from RefSeq and is a predicted model, not a curated record. The transcript is spliced from 4 exons. Gene Ontology annotation, cellular component: pyruvate dehydrogenase complex. Bases 1 to 909 code for a protein of 302 amino acids. Gene Ontology annotation, molecular function: dihydrolipoyllysine-residue acetyltransferase activity.
AUGGGCAUGCCUGCCAUGUCGCCUACCAUGACGGAGGGUGGUGUUGCCGAGUGGAAACUCAAGGAGGGAGACUCGUUUGCUGCUGGUGAUGUCUUGCUUGAAGUCGAAACCGACAAGGCCACAAUCGACGUCGAAGCCCAAGAAGACGGUAUCCUCGGCAAGAUCAUCAUCCAAAACGGCGCCAAAAACGUUCCUGUCGGCCAAAUUAUUGCCAUCCUCGCUGAAGAAGGGGAUGAUAUUUCCAACCUCGAGGUGCCCAAGGAGGAAGCUUCCCCCUCGUCUAGUGCGCCCAAAGAGGAGAAGAAGGAGGCGGCUAGUGAGCAGGUGAAAAGUGAAGGUAGGGAGAACCCUAGGGAUGAGAGGAAGCCGCAUGAGCACAAGGAGAUCAAGCACCCCAAGCCUCUGUUCCCUAGUGUGUCUAGAUUAUUGCAAGAGUCUUCCCUCACCUCGGAGGAGAUUUCCAAGCUCAAGGGUACCGGCCGACACGGCAUGCUCACCAAAGGCGACGUCCUCGUCGCCCUCGGCAAGAUCAAGAACCCCUACGGCUCGGCUGAAAAGCUGGUGACAGACGCGAUGGGCGCCAGCGGCAGGCGGGCGAGUGAAAACAAGUUGACAGAGGCCAAGAAUGCGCCGGGAGAGGGAGGGGAGAAGAAGAAGGAGGCGCCGUUGGAUGGUGCGGCGUUGAGGAGGUUGAUUGUGAAGGGAAUGUCAAAGGUGACCCAACCCGCUGAGCCUAUUGUCAAGCACGAAUCCACUCCCCUGCCUCGCUCGGACGAUUUCGAGUUUGACGCCAUCCUUGCCCCCUAUGCCUCCCUCCUUCCCGCCCCCAAGCCUUCGGUCAAGCUCCCCUCUGAAGACGACUUGAAGGCUGCUGCUCCCAAGAAGGACGAAUUCGCCGGGCUCUAUUAG